AUGGCAGGUGGCGCUGUCAUCUCGAUCUCCAGCUGCAUCAGCGCCUCGCAGAAGGCUGGCCGCUGGCUGCUGGCCUUGGAACUGCUGCAGCUGGCGGAGCUGCUGGACAUUGACGGCAACCUGGUGACCUUCAACGCUGCCAUGGCGGCCUCGGCGCAGAGCCUUCGCUGGCGCCACGCGAUGAGUUUGAUGCGGCGCGCCAGCAGUGCUCUGCUGGAGGCGGAUAUGAUCACCCUGACGUUGAUGACAGGCGUUUUCGAUGCCAUUGAGUGCGGCACAGCACUGCGGGAGACACUCUUGCAGGCCAUAAUGCAGCUAUGCAAGACGUCCGGGCUGGUCUGUUGUGAUGCCAUCAACGAAUGCCGCAGAACGGUGCAGUGGCAAGGGGCGGUGGCUUGGCUCACAUGGCAGGGAUCUAAGGAGCUGCGGCCGAACAUCGUGGUUCAUGGGGCCGUGACCAGUGCGUGUGAGAAGUCCAGCCAGUGGCUUGAAGCCGCCCAGCAGUUGGCGACCGUGGUGAAAGUGGGACUGCGGAGGGAUGUGGUGCUGCAGAACAAUGUGAUGAAUGCUGGCCAGAAAGGCACGGCAUGGCCCAGCUCUCUUGCAACCUUGGGCACUCUGCCCAUCACCUCUUUGGAGCCCACUGUCAUAACCGUGAGCACUGGAAUUGCUGCUUUGGCGCGCUCUUCCUGGCGCGGAGCCGUCCAGACUCUGGCGCUGCCGUGCAAUGAGGUGGCGUAUGGAGCAGCUCUCAGUGCAUGUGAGGCUAAAAGCCAGUGGCAAGAGGCUGCCACGUUAGUGAAAACUAUGGACCUGAGAGCGUUGCAGCCAAAUUUGAGCCUUGGCAGAUUCCUGGCGAGGCCGGUGGCCCCGGUGGCCCCGGUGGCCCCGGUGGCCCAUGGCACCUGGCAGUGCUCGCCUUGCACAAUGCCUGCGAGGACGACAGGGGAGCCCUUCAUGGGAUGUUUCAAGUUUAGCACGGCUGAAGCUUUGGACCUGUUGGCUCAGGCCCUGGGAGCCAGGCUAGUCUCAGAGGUGGGCUACAGCGCCGCUGCCAGCGCAUGUGAGAAGGGUGAACGAUGGAAGUGGGCACUGUGGCUGAUGACGGAAGCUCAGCAGUCCCAAAUGCAGCUGGACGUGAUUUUUUGCAGCACAGUGAUCAGUGCCUGCCAGAAAUGCGAGGAGUGGCCACGUGCUUUGAUGAUGUUCCACGAGUUUUCGUCCUUGCCAUGCGAUUUGGUGGCCUACAAUGCCGCCAUCGCCGCCUGCGAGACCGGCAACCAAUGGCCAGAAGCUUUUGGGCUGUUGCAGGAGAUUGAGACGCAGACCCUGCGACCGGACGUCAUCUCCCACUGCUCCGCGCUCGGCGGUGCCUGGCCCUGGGCCCUGGUGCGCCUGGAGCGCCUGGAGGCGACGCAGCCAGUGCUCAACGCGGUGGCGGGCUCCUGUGAGAAGGGGGGCGAAUGGCGAAUCGCAGUGCAGUUGUUGGAUCAAGGUGAGGACAUCAUCCGCUCCAACAUCGCCAUGGCCGCCUGGCAUCAGGCCGAGCGCUGGCCGAAGGUCCUGGAUUUGCUCGCGGAGCUGGAAGCAACGCUGGCACAACCCAACGUGAUAAGCUACAGUGUGGCCAUUGGUGCCUCUCAACUUGCGGGGCGCUGGCGCUGGUCCAUUGAGCUGUUGCGGAAGCUUCAUCUUGCGGGACAGGUGACUUAA
Molecule: messenger RNA, 1713 nt
Organism: Cladocopium goreaui
Lineage: Eukaryota; Dinophyceae; Suessiales; Symbiodiniaceae
Source: the annotation of a GenBank genome assembly